Triticum turgidum subsp. durum (durum wheat) is the source of this 2271-nucleotide messenger RNA. The record is from the annotation of a GenBank genome assembly. NCBI's taxonomy places the organism in Eukaryota, Viridiplantae, Streptophyta, Magnoliopsida, Poales, Poaceae.
AUGGCGAAGAGCAAUCCUGGUUAUCUUGGCGUCUCCGAGCCAAUCUCAUUAGGCGGGCCAACUGAGAAGGAUGUCGUACAGACAGCCGAGGUCGAAAAGUUUCUUGCUGAUGCGGGCUUGUAUGAGAGUCAAGAGGAGGCUGUCUCGCGAGAAGAGGUCUUAGGCAAACUUGACCAGACUGUGAAAACUUGGAUUAAGAAGGCCACUAGGGUGAGCGGUUAUGGCGAGCAGUUUGUGCAAGAAGCAAAUGCUAAGAUCUUCACAUUUGGUUCAUACCGCCUUGGGGUGCACGGUCCUGGCGCAGAUAUUGACACGCUAUGUGUGGGUCCAAGACAUGCAACUCGAAAUGACUACUUCUUCAGGUGUCUUCACGAUAUGCUAGCCGAGAUGCCAGAAGUUUCUGAAUUACACCCAGUACCAGAUGCUCAUGUGCCUGUUUUGGGUUUCAAACUUUGUGGGGUGUCUAUUGACCUUUUAUAUGCAAACCUUGCACAUGUGGUUAUUCCUGAUGAUCUUGAUCUUUCUCAGGACUCCAUACUGCACAAUGUUGAUGAACAGGCUGUUCGUAGUUUAAAUGGGUGUCGAGUUACUGAUCAAAUCUUACGAUUGGUCCCGAACAUUCCGGUAUGUGUCGCCUGUUUCUCAAGUAAACAUGUCAAUAUUAUUCUAUGGACUAAAACCUAUUUGUUUUCUCAAAUCCAGAGUUUUCGCACAACCUUAAGGUUCAUGAGAUACUGGGGGAAGCGCCGUGGGGUGUACUCAAACGUUAUGGGAUUCUUGGGUGGCAUAAAUUGGGCAAUUCUUGUUGCUCGUAUAUGUCAAUUGUACCCAAAUGCAUCACCCAGCAUGUUGAUAUCUCGUUUUUUCAGAGUCUACAGCCAGUGGAAGUGGCCCAACCCUGUUACACUUUGCCAUAUUGAGGAGGGUCCUCUUGGCCUCCCUGUUUGGGAUCCAAGAAGAAACUUUAGAGACAGGGGCCAUCAGAUGCCUAUAAUUACACCCGCCUAUCCUUGUAUGAAUUCUAGUUAUAACGUAUCUACUAGUACUAGGUAUGUGAUGGUCCAAGAAUUCACACGAGGAUACGAGAUCUGCCAGGCAAUAGAUGAAAAUAGAGCAACCUGGGAUGAUUUAUUCGAGCCAUAUCCAUUUUUUGAAUUAUAUAAAAAUUAUUUGGAGGUUGGUAUCACAGCAAGAAAUGAAGAUGACCUCAGGAAUUGGAAAGGUUGGGUAGAGUCUCGCCUUCGGACGCUUGUAUUAAAGUUUGAACGAUAUACUCAUGAGAUGCUCCUUGCACAUCCGCAUCCCAGAGAUUUCUCAGAUGGAUCUAGGCCGUUGCAUAGUUUUUACUUCAUGGGUCUUUGGAGAAAACAAACCGCCCAACCUCAAGAAGCUGAGCAAUUUGACAUCAGAGGAAUCGUAAAUGAGUUUAAGAGCGCAGUUCUUGCUUAUGCACAUCGGAGAGAAGGAAUGGAUAUUGAAGUGUCCCAUGUAAAAAGAAAAGAUAUCCCUUUGUUUGUUUUUCCUGGUGGGGUGCGCCCUCCUCGGUCUUCCAGAACAGUAGCCAGGAGCAGUCGCACUGUUUCUAGGAAUGCUGUUACAGCUGAUGGUCAAGUUGGAAAUCCAUCGGGCGCUGAAAGUUGGAGUGAUCCUCAAUCUGCCCUAGAUCAUUCUGGUGGCUAUCAAAGUACUUUGUUGGUCCCCAGUGUAUCAAGUAAAGAAACCCAAAGUAUUUUGAAUGGACAUUCAAAUCUUCACACAGAAUCCCUUGAGCAUGAACUUCCAGGGCACUUUCUUGGAAGUACAUCUGCUCCUGGGAACAUUGCUGUGUUGGAUGUAGUUACACAACCUAAUAGUAUGCCAUCUACUUCAAGCAAUGGUGCUCCAACAAAUGGGCUGGACAUUUGUUUCAAUAGUUUACAUAGGGAAGCUGAGGGGAUUCCUGCAAAUAAUCCUGUGAAUUUCUCUCCGGCUGUGGUUGAUGAGCUUGAUGAGCUGGCAUCAUAUCAAGCUAAGCCUGACAAUAAGCAUGUGCCUCCUGUUCAUGAAUCAUCUUUGGAAAGAUGUUCUGGAAGGACCGUGGGGCAAACAUGUAAUUUGAGUUCUCAUGGUAAUAAUCAUCUGAAGCGCAAGGCUGAGGAAGAGCUGGAGCCACUUGAGCUUGCUGGCCCACCAGUUGCCGCCACUCGUGCAUCAACAUCAACCGUUCAAAGAAAGCCCCUCAGAUUGAUCAAAGCAAAAGUAACAUUUCAUUGGAAGUAUGGUUUGUCAUGA